Molecule: messenger RNA, 430 nt
Organism: Chelonus insularis
Lineage: Eukaryota; Metazoa; Arthropoda; Insecta; Hymenoptera; Braconidae
Product: nucleolar protein 10
Exons: 4
Coding region: 11-430 (139 amino acids)
Source: RefSeq, a predicted model, not a curated record
GUCAGUGUACAUGUGUUUUAAAAAUGUCAUUUCUGAAGGAAAAGAUAUGGACGUAAAAGAAUUUUUAGAUACAUGUAAGGAAGGGAUAGAGGGAAAGAUAUCCGAGGAAAAACUGAAACAAAUACAAGAACUCCUCCAAGAGGAUACCAUGGAGAUUUCUCUAGAGCAUCCUCCGCCAGAGCAGAAUCAGGAAUCUGCAGUAACAAAAGAAAAAGAAGCAAGUAAUGAAAAGUCGGAGGAAAAGAAAAAAGAAAAGAAAAGAGGGAAAGCUGGUGGUACACACCACGGCCACCAUUACCCUAAAGUACGUGGUGAUUACAGAGGUCGAAGAGGCUACCGGGGUCGAGGAGGCUACCGGGGUCGAGGAGGCUACCGAGGUCGAGGCGGAAAAACCAUCAUCAAUAUCCGUCAUUGUAAAUCGAUUUUUUAA